This is a messenger RNA of Ostrinia furnacalis (Asian corn borer), 3894 nucleotides long. Its product is annotated as N(G),N(G)-dimethylarginine dimethylaminohydrolase 1. Bases 336 to 1136 code for a protein of 266 amino acids. Lineage: Eukaryota; Metazoa; Arthropoda; Insecta; Lepidoptera; Crambidae. The record is from RefSeq and is a predicted model, not a curated record. Gene Ontology annotation, molecular function: dimethylargininase activity; amino acid binding. Gene Ontology annotation, biological process: positive regulation of nitric oxide biosynthetic process; arginine metabolic process. The transcript has 6 exons.
UGGAGGAUUUCAUGGUGGUGUCAAAUUUAAUAAUUUUGUAAGAUCCAUCUUUAGCGGUCAAAGCAUUUCUCUUUUUCUCUGACUGCAGGCUCUAUAACGUGUACUCUCAUAAAUCUUUUAAGUAAUAAAUCCAUUCGUCUCACCUCAGAGGUUCGUGGUCGUAGACUAUAAAAAGUGUAAUACAAUACAUCUCUUACUUACCAAAUUGUAUCGACUGUAGGCGGAACUCUACUAGUAAGAGGUAUUCAUCUUCGGAAUCGUUUGAGGACACGUUACCGGUUUCAACGUUCCACCUCAGGAAAAUUAAAGAAAACGUCAGGUUCCCCGGAGCUCAAAUGGAUUUCAAAAUGCAUGAAUAUACUCACGCCAUUGUUGGAAAAGUGACUCCAGCGUUACGUUUGACGGACAAAGCUGAUUUAAAUGAUGCCCGCCGGCAAUUUGACUGCUACCUAAGAUUACUUAAGGAAUUAAAUGUGGAAGUAUUAGAAUUGGAUAUUGGUAGCUCUUUUCCUGACAACAUUUUUUUGGAAGACGUUGCGAUUGUAUGCCAUGGUAUAGCAUUGCUGCCAAAAGCUUCAUCUACAGAGGAGGAAAUAAAGAUGAAAGCUAUCAAGGAGGUUUUAUCCAAAGAACUUGGCCAGACUGUUAUCGAAGUAAAUGAUCCUGAUGCUAAAUUAGUUGGCUCUGAUGUGCUUUUCACAGGCCAGGAGUUCUUUGUUGGAAUCUGUGAAACCAGCAACGAAGCAGGUGCCAGUGCUGUAGCUGAAGCAUUUCCAGAGUUUCCAUGCACUCCUAUUAAGAUGGCAAAAGGGACGCGCAGUUUGAAAAAGUAUAUUACUGUGGCCGGCCCAGAAAUUCUCUGCGUUGGCGCAAGUAAAGAAGCUAAAGAGAUCCUUAAGAGAAUGGAAAGGGAAGCUACAUUCUCUUAUCAAACCUUGACCGUUCCUGAGGACGAAGCAGCCAACUGUCUCUAUAUAAACGGAACUUUAAUUCACAGGGCAAUAGAAGAGAUUCCCGAUUCAUUUAAGGUGUUUUGCGAGAAGAUUGAUUUUGCUCGAAGAUCGAUUUGUUUCUCUGAGUUGGCCAAGAUCUCCACUGGACUGAGUGCAUGCUGUUUGUUGGUAAGGAAGACUUAAACAACAAACUGAAGUAUUAAAUCUACAGUUUUAGUUGUUGAUUAUUCUAAAUGGCAGAGGUAACAGCCGAUGUGUUCAAAAACAAUACCAUUGCUUAUUGUUAAAUAAUAAAUAAAUAUGCUUAUAAAAUGUAUUAAAUGAGAUCUUUUUUAAAAGUAUUUUAUCUCGAAAAUAAUUAAAAGCGUUCAAAACUAACUUAAAUAACAAAACAUGACCUCAAUAUCUACAAUAUUAUUUGUAAGUUGUCAUAAAUGCUUAAUUGAAAACUUUACUCUUUAUAGAUUCUAUUAAUGUUAUUUCUAUUUGUCUCUUAUUUUCAAGCAAGAUGGAAUGCUAUUGCUACUUUUUGCAAAGGACAUUAUUAUCAUAGGGUCAUCUUUAAAAUAUGCACAGCCAAUUAAGCCGCUGAGUGUCACACAAUAUGAACAAUUUAGGUUAUUAAUAAUAUGUUAAAAAGACUAUUUAAGUAUUACAAAGGUUAAUUUUUGAAUGCAAAAUGUAUAAAUGCUUUAUACAUGGACAGACAUGGCAUGGGGUUUUUACUAAAAAAAUAUAUAAAAACCCUUGUUAUAAAAUACAAAGGACAAUAAAUAACACCGGCAGACACGCACAUUAUGGAAGUAUGCUACCUGUGAAACAAUAAAAUUAAUUUAUUUAACUUAUUGUAAUUAUAUUUUAUUAUAAUUAAAAAAUAUGGAAUCACUAAUCGUACAAAAGCAGCAGGACGAGCUAGUCUUUUUAAAUAUUAUUUAUGAAAAGUAUAAACAUAAUUUAUUAUUAUUAUACAGUAGCUUUAAAUUAUAUGUAUAAUCAAGUAUGAAAAACUUAUAAAAUAACCCGAUGUAGUUUUUAAAAUUGUACCUGCGUACCUUCCUUCACUGUACUUUGCAAUAUCGUUUUCGAUUUCUGCAAAAGGUACCUGUAGUAAAAAUGUGUAUAUGUUUAUAAUAUGAUAAAAUAUUUGAGGUUGUAAUACUCUAUAAUAACUAUUCUGUAAGUUGCUAUUGAUAUUGUAUUUAUACCUUUCUAUGUUUGGUAAUAUAAGUAUUUCAGGGUAAGAAAAAUACUGUAAAAACACGAGCACGGGUCACUUCUGUUAAUACCUUGACAGUAUGUAUCUCCAUAGAUAAGAAUAAAUACUUUGUUGUCUCUCUUUUUCUCUUUACAUAAAGUGUAAAAGAGAAAGAUAUACUGUCACGGUGACAAGAAGUGACCUACUCAGCCUAAUGAUGCAUUCCCCAAUUAUAUUAUUCCACCAGUAUACACGCAUUCCAAUUUUCUCUAACUAUUUGAUCUUUUAACAAUGUCUUAUUGACUCUUAUUGACAAACAAUUAAAUUAUACUUUUUAUUAUCAGGAAAAUACCAGGCCAAAAUAUUUCUGAAACUAAAAAUACGGGUGAUUGCCGUUAUAUUGGACUAAGCAAUAUUAAAUAACUCUCUGUAAAGUGACAUCAUUAUUAAUUUUCAAUUUUAUUCAGCCUUUGAAUGAAAUGAUACUAGUUAAAAAACCCUUUGUCCUCUCUUGCGGCAGAACAUUGCAGUAAUACAUACUUAACCUACAAAUUAUUAUUUUAGUCACGAUAUACUUAAAUAAAGUAUGCGUUAGAUGAAAAAUUUGGAGAGCGGAGUUAUCAUGUUAUCAUUGCCUCAAUAAAAUACCGCUCCGUGAGUUUAUUUUUUUUUCUCGCAGUCAGCAAUUUCAUUUAAUAUUUAAAGAGUGACGUCUUAUUUAUAAGAGCACUAGCUAUUGCCCGCGGUUUCUCCCGCGUGAAAUUCAGUUUGCCACAGAUCGUUUUAAGUUAUAAUACGUUAUUAUAAUGUAUUCUACUAAUAGUUUAAACGCAAAAGUUUACGCCCCCAAAUAAUUUUCCAUUGUUCUGUUUAAGAGGCGAGGAUAAUUUUGAUUUUUAACUAACAGGCCAACAUAAUCUUCUUUAUCAACAAGAUUGUUAUCAAAAUCCAUUUUGUCGUUUAUGCGUGAAAUAGUAACAAAAAAUACAUAGGUACAUUACAAUCGUACAAACUUACUCGUUCAUAAUAAUAAUAGUAGGAAAUAAAAUAUCUCAGACUGAUACUUCAGAGCGAGAGCUAAUUAUUUUUAUUUAGCUUUUUGGCUAAUAUUAUUAUUAAUGUCAAACACAUAAUCUCAACAAUGUUGUUAAGUAAACUAAGUUUACAAAGUUAAUAAGUGGUUAAACCUAAGGUUUCGUAAGUAAUAAUAAUGAAAUGUAAACUAAACGCUUAAAAAGUACUUUUUUGUAGAUCGUAUUAUUAUUCGCACUGUGUAGUUGUUUAUUUAAUGAGCAUUCCUUGAAAAUGUAUGUAAUCGUGUAUUAUUAGUAUUUAAACUACUUAUUGUAUUGCUGUUGCGUGUAUUAUUCGAUUAAUAAUAAUAAUACCUAUAAAGUGAUGUCUUGUAAUCAUUGUGUAGUGACGAGUUUGUAAAUCUCUCUACGUUUUCUAGAUACAGUUACCUUUAUUUAAUUAUUACUCACAAAAAAUAUUACUAAAAAAUGUAGGUUAUCUUAAUUUUGUAACGAGUGAACAACAUCCUUGUAAGUGAUUGUGAGCUUAGUGAAGGAUUAUACCAAACGUCAUUACUAGCGAAAAAAAAUUUAUUAUACUAAAUGUAUGACAGAUUGUACAGCGUCCCUAGCGGAUACUUUGAAGAACUAAAAUCUUCGUAGACUUUGAAGAACUAAAAUCUUCGUAGAUUUUUUAUGCACUCGCUAGCGAUAACGUUCAAUACAAACUCGC